Molecule: messenger RNA, 1260 nt
Organism: Ficedula albicollis (Collared flycatcher)
Lineage: Eukaryota; Metazoa; Chordata; Aves; Passeriformes; Muscicapidae
Gene: CENPW
Product: centromere protein W
Exons: 3
Coding region: 9-239 (76 amino acids)
Biological process (GO): kinetochore assembly; mitotic cell cycle; chromosome segregation
Cellular component (GO): nucleoplasm; kinetochore
Molecular function (GO): DNA binding; protein heterodimerization activity
Source: RefSeq, a predicted model, not a curated record
GCCGGAGGAUGAAGGCCACGGUGCCCCGCCUCACUUUGCGGAAAACAUUAAAGAAGCACAAGCCGCAGUUGCGCCUGGCGACGAACGUCGACCUGCUGGUUCAUUUGAACUUCUUACUGUUUCUGCAUCGGCUAGCAGAGGAAGCCAGGACAAAUGCUUUUGAGGACAAAAGUAAAAUAAUUAAACCUGAGCACACCAUAUCUGCAGCGAAGGUUAUUUUAAAGAAAAGCAGAGGCUAGAAAACAGACCACUGGAAUUUUAAAACACAUUUUCCAAUGUUUUCUAACUAACUUGAGUUACACUGUGAAUCAGCUUAGCACUUGUGUAACUGUGUAGUUUUAUUGACAUCUAUCUCCUGAUUAUCUUGCUGUUUCAUUAAAAAAAUAAUUCUUAGAAUGUAUAUUUUCAUACAUUUCAUGCAUAAUUUGAAAGUGUAUGUCACUUGUCACUUAAGACUUUUGAUGUACCUUAUUCAUAAUGAUGGAGGAGUGCUUGUACCAUAGAUACCUUUUGGGUACAAUGUGGCAUUUAUUAUUAAGAGUGUGAAACUUCCUAAGGGAAACAGUAGUUUUGAAAAACCCCAAAGAUUUCACUAAAUCCAGUAUAGAUUGUGGAGUUCAAAGCCGAUUUACUAGCUAAACAAAAUUAUGACUUUCAUAACAAUCACUGUAGAAACAAGUGUAUUAAAUACCUUGUCUUCAGUUUAUUUAUAGAUGUCUUGAUAAUCUUAAAAUGACUUUGGAAAGUAGGUUAAAACUUCUGGGGAAGUUCUGGUAUUCUGGGGAAAGAAUGCAUAGUUGGUAAUUUAAAUCAUAGUCUGAACUGUUAAGCUGACUUGUUUGAUGUGGUAUAUGAGACAACUUGGUGGUCUGUAAUUCACUUGGUGUGGACAGAUGCACAGGUUAUAGAAAAAGAUCUGGCACAGCUGAUGUUUUUGAAGUUAGAUUUUGUAAAAAUAACAAAGAUAAGUUGGCAUGAGUGCCAAGCUAUUUCCUUCCCCCUUUUGAGUGUCAUGCUAACUUGUCAAAACUCUGGAAAUGUACAUUUAAUGAAAAUGUCUUCUUAAAUGAAGAUUAUAUUCUGUUCCUAUUCUGAUAUUUGUAGUCAUUUACUGAACACUUUGCUUAAUAAAUAUAUUAAUAAAGUUAUAUGUUAAUCUUACAGUUUGAGCUAAUAAUGAAGUUUUGGGGAAUAUAUGGUAGCUGAUCCUUGAUAUGCACAGUGAACUAUUCUUUAAAUAAAGCCUCUUUAAAAGUGUAA